Messenger RNA from Aureobasidium namibiae CBS 147.97, 1830 nucleotides. RefSeq lists its product as uncharacterized. The transcript is spliced from 4 exons. Bases 1 to 1830 code for a protein of 609 amino acids. NCBI's taxonomy places the organism in Eukaryota, Fungi, Ascomycota, Dothideomycetes, Dothideales, Saccotheciaceae. The record is from RefSeq and is a predicted model, not a curated record.
AUGGCACCUUCCACUCCCCCCGAUAUCACCGUCUCUGACAGCCUGUCCGAGCUACGCAUCGAACAUCCAGUUGCUACUAUGCAUCACAACACUCCAGACAGCACGGGUCAGCAUACCCAGAGCAACCGUGUCAAGCUGACUCUAGAGACUCUUCCCCCUGAGAUCAAGAACGAGAUCUUCUCUCAUUUCUUACUCGCUGCUAAAGUCAAUCAAAACGAAUUUGCACUCAUCAGCUCAAAGUUCUUCGCCUUCGAGAUUGACAGAAGACGCUUCCUGCCUACUGUCGCUACAGCCAAGGCCGCCAGAACCUUCAGGAACCCUGCCAUCGAAGCCACCAUCACCCAUGUCGGGGAGACUCUUUGUGUAUGCUGCAACCCCCAAAAGCACAAGGGCAAAGACCGAGCAACCCACGCCUUGUUUCUGGUCGCCGAUCUCGAACAUCUUAUGCGAGAAUUGCGCUUGACGUAUCACAUGUGGCCUUCCAAGCCCAUUUACAUCAUGUCCGAGUCCGACGUCACUCCCGUCGAGCACGUCCCUGUCAAUGUCGAUACUCAGAUCAAGGUAGUCUGGAAAGUCAAUCCGUCGCACCGUCAGGAUUUUACCGUUACCGAACGCCGGGCUAGACAAGUCCGUUUGCUUGACCCUCUCAACUUCUCUACUGGUUGUGGAAAGAGAAUCUCCGUCGUCGGAGUGGACAAGGACAUCGUUCAUAAAGUUGUGGGUCAAGAAACGCCACGCGUUCUGUCCAUCAAUGCUGUCGGCUGGGACCUUUACAACCUCCUCAAAGCUCAAAAGAGAUAUCUCGACACAAUCCUGUCUCAGGACUCGGCUCGUCUUCUGGAUCUCAUCCACUCUUACACCGACCUCGCUUGCGCAGGAUGGCCUUUGAAUAUUAUAGGCUUCUGGAAGAACGCCUCUGUGACCACCGAUGUUAACAUGCACGGUAGAACGAUCAGUUUGUGCUUGUUGCCCUUUGACGAGCUUGACGAGGAGGAUUACCAGACUCAGAUCGCAGACUCGUGGCAAAUGGCUGUUCUGUGCCUGGUGUUCGACUGUCUGUGCACAAUCGCAAAGCUUUGCCUGAAGAAUGGGGACAAUGUUCAUCUGAGGGAUUGUAUUCAACUCAUCGCGGAUCUGGACUUUCAUACGUUCCGCCCAAACCAUCGCCAUCUAAUCCCAGCUAGCCUCCGGGUCUUGCUGAGUCAUUACGUGGCGUGGCUACGCAUGCAUGAGCCAUCGACCUUGGCCGAUGAUGCAGUCACUCUGGGCAAAUCAAUGUUGGACCAGGCAAGAGGAUGGCUUUCUGCGGACGAUCAAGAUGAUGUUUGGCGGCCUUUGAACACAGACUCGGAGUUUUUGAGCAGAGUCACUGCAGGCGAGGCCGAGCUUCGAUCAAACAACUUCGGUUCUUUCCCAAUCUCGUGCGUCAACUUCCAAGGCUUACUCAACCGCCCACGCCUUCACAAGACGCUAUCCAAACCCAAACCACCCCGCGAAGCAUUCCAAGGCUGGGCCUUCCCGCGAGACUUUCCGAAACCAGAAGUUGCAGCACACAUGACCAAGUUCUCCGAUGACAUCGUCAAGCUCAAGUUUGAAGAGCGCAACCCUGGCUUGGCCGAGGAUGCGCUCGAUCACGGACACGUUCCUUUCGUGGUCCUCAACUUUCCUCGUGAGCCCGAAGAAGAGCCCGAUCUUCCUCCAGGUUUUCCUCCUGGUAUCCUGCCUCCGGGUCUUCUGGCCGGCGGUUUUGGGAUUCAGGUCGGACCAGUGACUACACUUGGAGCGCUAAUGGGAAACAUGGGCAUGCCUGGUGGUGCUCCACAGCCUUAA